Owenia fusiformis is the source of this 2312-nucleotide messenger RNA. NCBI's taxonomy places the organism in Eukaryota, Metazoa, Annelida, Polychaeta, Sabellida, Oweniidae. The record is from the annotation of a GenBank genome assembly.
GUUAAAGUCACAAUACAGGAGAAAUUUUACUCAACUUUAAGUUAAACAGUGUUUAUAUAAGUAAGAAUAUAAACAAAAAUAAGACAGAUGAAUAAUCUACAACAGGGAGCUUCUAAAUUGUUAUCCAAAUUUGUUUAGGACAGCUUUUAGAAACCGAUUUCAUUCCCAAGUACAUGUCAUAAACUAGAAGAGCUGGAACUUAAUGAGAGAAUAUGUCUAAUGAAGAAAUAAUGAUAUGUCUAUGAUUUCAAGCAGCAAAAAUGAGCUUGAAAAGGAGAGUAAAACAUCUGCUAAGGAAACUUCCAAGAAUCAUAACCAUACUUACAAUGUGUUUCAGCUUUGUAUAUAUUUGCUAUGAACUUCAUAGCUUUAUGACAACAAAACCUGGUAAGGAGGACAUCAGAGAAAUAACUUCAUUAAAUCCUUCAGGUUAUAUCAACACUCAUGGUAACAAGUUUAUUGUCAAAGAUCCAUCAAAUAGAGAAGCUUAUGAUAAUACUCAAGGUAACAUACAUCAAAAAGAGCAUGACAACAUAAGGAAUAUUUUAGAUGAUGACAGUGAAGACAUUAACAAGAGGAGAGAACAAUCUGAUAAUUUAAAUGAUAGCCAAAAACCCAAAGAGGCAAACUAUGUACCAAAAUUCAGUAUACACCAACUGAUUUCCAAUAUGACAUUGAAAGACUCAGAUUGGCCUUAUAACAUAACUGAAUCGGCAGGUACCACUCCAGCCUUACCACAUGAUGAUGCAGAACAUGAUGAUAAACAUGUUACAAUCAUAAAGGAUGACUCCGAAAAUGACACAACAUAUAGAGGUGUUUCCAGACAAGGCAUUCAAAUUCCAUCAGAUGAUACAGAAAAAUCUGAUGAUCAAAGUGAGCAUGACAACACAAAGGAUAUUUUAGAUGAUGACAGUGAAGACAUUAACAAGAGGAGAGAAGAAUCUGAUAAUUUAAAUGAUGGGCAAAAACCCAAAGAGGCAAACUAUGUACCUAAAUUCAGUAUAGACCAACUGAUUUCCAAUAUGACAUUGAAAGACUCAGAUUGGCCUUAUAACAUAACUGAAUCGCCAGGUACCACUCCAGCCUUAACAAAUGAUGAUGCAGAACAUGAUGAUAAACAUGUUACAAUCAUAAAGGAGGACUCCAAAAAUGACACAACAUACAGAGGUGUUUCCAAACAAGGCAUUCAAAUUCCAUUAGAUGAUACAGAAAAAUCUGAUGAUCAAAAAGUUGCAAUUCCAAAUGAUGACCCAGAUAAAUACACAACACAGAUGAUACAAAAUAUGCAAAAGAAAACGCAUAUUCCAUCAAAUCAUGACAUAAAAGCAGUUAAUGAACAUGAUAUGAGCCUAAAUGAUGGCACAGAUGAUGUUAAUAAGGUAACUGAUAAUAAUAGUCAAAAUAGUACCAAAGAUCAGAUAAAUACAAAUACAAUACAAGUUGAAUGGAAGAGCCACAAACACAACACUAUUCCAGGUGACCAAGCACAUUACCAUACAAAAAAUGUCGUCAACCAUAUGAAAAAUCUUGAAAACAAUAUGAUCUCUGUUGACAAACCAAAACAGAGACAAGAUAACAUGGAUUUAAAAUAUCUAAAUAAUGAUGAGAUUGAACUGAAUACUGGAAUGAAGCACAAGAUAGAUACUGAACUGGGGAAUGAGAAUAAAGACUUGGACUUGGGCUAUAUGAAAAAUGAAGAACAAAAUAUCAACAUUGAACUGGAGAAUGAGAAUAAAGACAUGGACCACAUGACAAAUGAAGAACAAGAUAGAGAUAUUGAACUGGAGAAUGAGAACAAAGACUUGGGCUACAUGACAAAUGAAGAACAAGUUAGUGACAUUGAACUGGAGAAUGAAAAUAAAGAUUUGGACUACAUGACAAAUGAAGAACAAAAUAGAGAAAUUGAACUGGAGAAUGAGAACAAAGACUUGGGCUACAUGACAAAUGAAGAACAAGUUAGUGACAAUGAAUUGGGGAAUGAGAAUAAAGACUUGGACUACGUGACAAAUGAAGAACAAGAUAGAGUCAUUGAACUGGAGAAUGAGAAUAAAGACUUGGACUACAUGAACAAUGAAGAACAAAAUAGAGACAUUGAACUGGAGAAUGAUAAUAAAGACUUGGACUACAUGACAAAUGAAGGACAAGAUAGAGACAUUGGACUGGAGAAUAAGAAUAAAGACUUGGACAACAUGACAAAUGAAGAAAAAGAUAGAGACAUUGAACUGGAGAAUGAGAAUAAAGACUUGGACUACAUGAACAAUGAAGAACAAGAUAGAGAAAUUGAACUGGAGAAUGAGAAUAAAGACUUGGAC